AUGUUUGAAUCUGACAAAAUCAAGAACUGGACUGUUCACGAGACAAUAACUCUCUCCGAUCUUAAACGUGAAGAGUUAGAGGUUUUUGUCGAGUUUUGUUACGCUGGAGAGUGCAUGCCUUCCGAGAAGCUGAAGAAACAUGCAAUGUCCCUGUACCGUGCUGCUGACAAAUACGAGAUUCCUUAUUUACGGGAUCUAUGUAGAAACCAUAUUAUGUCGUCUAUAAACGCUUCAAACGCUGUUGAAAUUCUAGAGCUCUCAAGACUACCUCUCGACAAAACCCUCUCCGAAUUUGCUAACAAUUAUAUCGAGUUUCACUCGAGUAUGAUUUUCCCUUUUGAUAGGUUUAGAACUUAA
Messenger RNA from Brassica napus (rape), 357 nucleotides. Its product is annotated as putative BTB/POZ domain-containing protein At2g05330. NCBI's taxonomy places the organism in Eukaryota, Viridiplantae, Streptophyta, Magnoliopsida, Brassicales, Brassicaceae. Bases 1 to 357 code for a protein of 118 amino acids. The transcript has a single exon. The record is from RefSeq and is a predicted model, not a curated record. Gene Ontology annotation, molecular function: protein binding.